Molecule: messenger RNA, 7141 nt
Organism: Saccostrea cuccullata (small rock oyster)
Lineage: Eukaryota; Metazoa; Mollusca; Bivalvia; Ostreida; Ostreidae
Product: transient receptor potential cation channel subfamily M member 3-like
Exons: 24
Coding region: 39-4925 (1628 amino acids)
Biological process (GO): monoatomic cation transmembrane transport; protein tetramerization; metal ion transport
Cellular component (GO): plasma membrane
Molecular function (GO): monoatomic cation channel activity
Source: RefSeq, a predicted model, not a curated record
CAAGUCUAGAUUUGUGAAAGUGAGUGAUACCAUUUAAGAUGGGAAAAAAGGCAAGAGAUCCAUUUUCAGCCUCAGAAUAUAGGAAGCAGCGCAGUACGAAGCGAUCCAUUGGAAGGACCCAAAGCUCAACAAGUCUCGCCUCCCUUUGGGAGGGCAUUUCAAUCAUUCGGCGCUCAUUCUUGCCCAAAGUACAGAAUCAGAAAUCAUGGAUUGAAAAGACCUUCUUCAAAAGAGACUGCAUCAAAUUCAUAAAGAGUUCAAGAGACUCUGGAAGGUGUUCCUGUGGCAGACCAGCAAGUUGGCAUGCAACAGAGAUCAAAUCAACAGACAGUCCCAGCCACAUUGAGAGGUGGCACCCCUACUCCCACACAGAAAGCAAACCUACGGAUGCUUAUGGCACCCUAGAAUUCCAGGGGGCACCCCAUCCCAGCAAGGCUCAGUAUGUGAGACUGAGCAGUUUUGAUACCAAAGCUGAGAAUGUGUUACAGCUUCUGACCAAACACUGGGGAUUGGAACUCCCCAAACUUCUUAUCACUGUACAGGGAGGAAUCCUUAACUUUGAUCUCCAGCCCAAAUUAAAGCGGGUCUUCCGAAAAGGACUCCUGAAGGCUGCCAAGACAACAGGGGCCUGGAUAAUAACGGGAGGAACCAAUACUGGUGUUACUAGACACGUUGGGGAUGCUAUCAGUGACCGUACCACUAAACUGAAGAACAAAGUAGUGGCAAUAGGCAUAGCACCAUGGGGAAUUGUGGAAAACAAAGAGGAGCUGAUUGGAAAAGAUGUUGUUGUGCCAUAUCACUGUGUAUCCUCACCUAAAAGUAACUAUGCGGUUUUGAACAGCAACCAUUCCUACUUCCUGUUGGUAGACAAUGGGACUGUUGGAAAAUAUGGAGGGGAAAUUAUAUUCAGGAAAAGACUGGAGAGAUUCAUUGCACAGCAAAAAAUCUCCAUAACCAGUGGUGUGAAGGGGCGUGGUGUACCAGUAAUCUGUGUGGUGCUGGAAGGUGGUGCCAACACCAUCCGCUCUGUUCUGGAGUAUGUGACAGACAAACCACCGGUACCUGUGGUGGUCUGUGAUGGGAGCGGUAGAGCUGCAGAUCUCCUGGCAUUCACACACAAAUAUGCUCAGGAAGAUGGGACAAUGGUCGAGAGUUUGAGAGAUCAGCUCAUUCUCACAAUUCAGAAAACCUUCCAGUAUUCACCAGAGCAAGCGGAAAAAUUAUUUUUGGAACUCAUGCUUUGUGUAAAGAAAAGAGAAUUGAUCACAGUAUUCCGGAUGGGGGAGGGAGCUCAAGAUAUAGACCUGGCCAUAUUAACAGCUCUCCUUAAAGGAACCAAUGCCAGUGCCCCUGAUCAGCUAAGUUUGGCCUUGACCUGGGACAGAGUUGACAUUGCCCGCAGUCACAUUUUCACCUACGGACAGGAAUGGCCGGAGGGAUCUCUGGAACAAGCCAUGAUGGAUGCUCUCAUUAAUGACAGGGUAGACUUUGUCAAGUUGUUGUUGGAGAAUGGAGUCAGUAUGCACACAUUCCUCACCAUACCUAGACUGGAGGAGCUCUAUAACACAAAUACUGCAGGCAAUCUUCACAGUAUUGUGACUGAACUACCUCUGAUACUCGACACAAAGGAAGCUCAGGAGCUUUUCCCUUACCCCUUCCAUGAUCUCAUGAUUUGGGCAGUACUUAUGAAGCGCCAGAAGAUGGCGCUGUUUAUGUGGCAGCAUGGAGAGGAGGCCAUGGCUAAGGCUUUGGUCGCAUGUAAGCUGUACAAGGCCAUGGCUCAUGAAGCAGAUGAAGAUAACCUAGAAGUGGACAUUUCUGAGCAGUUCUUAAACGAUGGAAAGGAGUUUGAGAAAUUGGCCUUGGAGAUGUUGGAACAUUGCUAUAAGAUAGAUGACGACUACACACAGCAGUUGUUGACCUACGAAUUAAAGAACUUCUCGGACCAGACCUGCCUCAGUCUAGCUGUGGAUGCCAUGCAUCAGGAUUUCGUGGCUCACACCUGCUGUCAGACCCUGAUUAACGACCUGUGGAUGGGGGGUCUUAGAAUGAGAAAGAACAGCAGUCUGAAGGUGGUUCUUGGGAUCCUGAUCCCUCCUUAUGCGAUGGCCCUGGAAUUUAAGACUAAGGAGGAGCUACAGCUGAUGCCUCAGACGAUGGAGGAGCACUUAGAGGAGCUGGAGGACGACGACAGUGAUACAGAGGACCUGUCCUUCAGCUCCCUGGACGACGACAACGUCAACGAGUAUUCUGGUGUAUACACCCUUCCUACGUCCCACUCUGUGCCCCGCCUUAGUGUAAACGGACAGCCUAAUGGCCAACUCAAACAGUCCUUAAACAAAUCAAAGAGUAUGUUUUGUGAUGAUAUGACGAUGGAAACAGCUCAAAUAAAUAAGGUUCAGGAGAACGGUAGCUGUCCGGCUGACAACAACAGCGCAUUGGAGUACUCUCAUUUACAGAGCAAGAAAAAAAAGAGCCCACUCAGGCUUGGCAAAAAAAUCUACGAAUUCUACAACUCACCUAUCACCAAGUUCUGGUUCUACACAAUGACCUACUUUGCAUUCCUGGCGGCCUACACGUAUGUGGUGCUAGUGAAGACCUACCCCGAGCCCCAUUGGCCCGAGAUCUUCUUAAUGACCUAUGUGUUCUCCUUGGCUACUGAAAAGUUUAGACAAAUUGUGGCGUCAGAACCUGUGAAGUGCAGUCUGAAGUUACGUGUGUUCUUCAGUCAGUACUGGAACAUCUGGGACAUGGUAGCCAUUUUGAUGUUUUCUACAGCAGUUGGACUUCGAAUGUUUGAUGAAACACGGAAAGCAGCUCGUAUUAUCUACACAUUAAACAUAGUGUUCUUCUACAUACGAAUCCUAGAAAUUCUGUCCGUCAACCAGUAUCUGGGGCCAUAUGUUAAAAUCAUUGGCAAACUGCUGAGGGACAUGUCCUAUUUCCUGAUCAUCAUGUUGUUGGUGGUGAUGAGUUUCGGAAUCAUCCGUCAGGCAGUACAUUUCCAAAAUGAGGAGCCAUCUUGGUUCCUUGUCAGAAACAUGUUCUUCUACCCUUACUGGAUGAUUUAUGGAGAGUUGUUUGCAGAUGAAAUAGACACCUGCACGGACCCUGAACGUCACCCUAAUGGCUGUGUGUAUGGGUCGUGGGUGGCCCCGGCUUGUAUGUUCGUUUUCCUUCUCAUGUCCAAUGUACUCCUGGUUAACCUGCUUAUUGCCAGAUUUAAUGCCACUUUCAUACGAAACAAUGCCAAGUCUCGGGAAAUUUGGAAAUUCCAGCGAUACCAAUUGAUUGUAAAAUAUGAAAUGCGCCCAAUCUUGCCUCCACCUUUCACAAUUAUCAGCCAUAUUUACCUCACAUUCAAGUACAUCAUUCGUCGCUGCAAAGGAAAGAGGGAUUUCUUUGACAAUGGGCUGAAGCUGUUCCUGUCACCUGAUGAUAAGGAGAAACUUCACGAUUUCGAGGAAGAGUGUGUAGAAGACUACUUCCGUUACAAGGAUUACAAAUUCCAGUCCUCCUCAGAUGAACGAAUCAGGGUCAUUAAUGAAAGAGUUGAGAACAUGGCAAUGAGAAUGGAUGAUGUCAAUCAAAAGGAGAACUCUAUCAAGCUUUCUCUACAGACUGUAGAUUAUAGAAUGUCUAAGUUAGAGGAGGUAGCCCUACAGACCAACGAAACCCUGGCCCUGCUGAAAAACUACCUUUCUAGGAACGUCAGACAUUUCAGUGGAGGGUCAGUGGAGAGUCAGGUUCAUGAGCCCAGCUUGGUCAGCCAGGACUCCUUCAUGGACAAUGAUAUUGUAAUCUAUGAUUCAGACACCCCCGCCAAAAUCGACCCUGACCAGGACACCAUAUCCAUGACAACUCCUGUUUUCACUCUGGGCAAGGACUCUCCCAGUCCUACACACAAUGAAUCUAAUUCCACCAUGAGAAGCAUUCCAUCACCAUUGUUAGUUCAUACUAAAAAUCCGGUCAAGGAAGAACAGCUGAAAAAGUUUACAGAUUAUUCCAAGCAUCCGCCCAGUCCUGCCAGACGCAAGUCACUGGAAUACAAUCUGAGCAUAAAGGGCAAGAAAAUGCUCCCUCAGUUACAAGAAUCCAGUCCUAUUAUUGAAUAUGAUGAAAGCCUUCCAUUAACCCAGCGCAGACAUGUUCCAACAGAACUAAAUGUUAACAUAGAGCUGGCUAAUGCAGGUGUCCAUGCUGCGUCUGCUGCCACACAUGCUCCUGAUGCAGAAAUAAACAAAAAUCAGUCAGCAGUAUACACCACAGCAUACAUUACAGCAGAGACAAACAUGACCACUGGGGCGCCGGGGAACAUUUCGUACAACUAUGCUGAAGAUCAGAUGAAGAUGCCUGGUAGUGCCCGCGCUCCCACUUCUCCCAGAAUCUCCAUUACAUCUGCUGUCUAUGGCAACAGUAAAACAAAUCUGCUAAUCCCUGCUUCAGUUUCUCAGAUGACUCCCAUUCUCACUUCGAUCAGUUCCGAGUACACCACCAUCACAGAUGAAAUAGACACUUCCUGUGUGGUGGAUACAAGUCCGUCAGCAAGUCCAACAUCUGCGGGGACAUUUUUCGGGGAGGGAACAACUGAAGGGGAGAAAAAGAGGAAACAAUCUGAAGUUGUGAUCGUGGAAAAUGUUAGAUUAAAAAAUGCAGAGGAACUUCAACAUAAAAAGAUGGAACGCAUUAUACAGCACCGUCUACGUCAAAUUUCUCUGGAUGAAAGUGACAGGAUCAGUGACAUUGCAAAACUUGUAGUCAGUGAAAUGGACACAGAAGGGGGGAGCACAUCCGGACAGGAAGAGGAAGAAGAUUCGGAGGAUAUCCACGGAUCAGUGGAGAGUCUGGUACCUAAUCAAGUCAUGUCUGACGUUAUCGAGAUCAAGAUAAGGAGGCCAUCACAGGAUACAGAACCCCGUGUAUAAUGAUGGCUCUGCUUAGCUCCAAAACUACAUUGCACGAAUUUGUGUACAUAAUUUGUUUUUCAACAUUUUUGUUUAUAUGUGUAAAAUAUGAAUUUGAUUUUUGCUAUAUAUGUAUAUUUUUGCUAUAUAUGUAUAUAUUAUAUAUUAAUUGGUCAAUUGUUCACAGAUAAACUGGGGGAAAAAACCAAAAAUUAUAUCCCCUUUCCAUGCAUAAAAGGGAAAAUUUUGCAUGUUGAAGCCAUGGAAGACAUAUUUGUCAUCAUAUGAAAGAAUACUGCAUUCAUAUAACAAAAUCUGUAGCAGUGUAUUUUUCAAAGAAUUGUUUAGUAAUUUUUUUUUUGGUUUUCAAUUUUACUUAAGUGAAAUGAAACCUUUAUUCAUUUUGAGGCCAACUGAAUAGCUCAGGUGACCUACUGCUAACUGUGGUUGUAAACUCAGUGAGAAAGUAUUUGUCUCUUUUGAAACUGUUGAACAAAUUUCCAAUAUUUUCAAAUUGUAGCAUUAUUAGAGAUAAAGAGGAAACAAAUCAUGAAUUUCAAAGUCCCUGUCCUCAAUGGGUUUAAGCAAGGGCAUCUCUACUCCUGGACACCUACAAAAACUUUUGAAUUCAUGGGCCUAUAGGUUCAAGCUGGUGGAAAGGACUUAAAACAAAGUAACUUAUGCCCUGUUCACACGGAGAGUUUAAUUCGAAUUAAACGUAAAGUUACUGCGAAUUAGCUUCGCUAAAUGUUCACACGGCCAAUUUAAUGCGAAUUAGUUUAAUUCGAAUUAGUUUACUGCGCAUUAAAUUACUUUGCAUUAGCUCUGUGUGAACGCUAAGUGAAGCUAAUUGGAAUUAAAUUCUGACGCAUGCGUAAUGGCAAAAUUAAGUCAAAUGCCACUUGUCGGUGGUCAGCUAUAGGUACUUGUGCUAUUUUUGAGUGAAAAACUAAGGAAAAUUUUGUUAAUCAUUAGAAUGUGUAUACAGACACUUUGCCAUUAUGUCAAAUGGAUUUGCUUCUGCAUAAGGUGACGUGAUUUGCAAAUGACGUCAUAAUAGCCGUGCUGACGCCAGGCUGCAGAAAUAAAAUUUUAAUUCACAUUAGUUUACUUUGCAUUAGCUGUCAUGUGAAUGCAAUUUAAUUUGCAUUAGCUUGAUUCGUAUUAGUUUACUUCGCAUUAAUGUACUGCGAAUUAAACUCUCCGUGUGAACAGGGCAUUAUAUUAGGGGUUUACAAUUUUUGAAGAUGAAAUAAUCUGUCCAUUUAACACAGACAGGUACUGAAUCAAAGUUCAUAGGUUAAGCUGCAAGGGUCUGUUACAACAAUAUUCCAAAGUCAGGUUAUUGUAGGGAAAAGUAUGAAGUUACCCCCAAUGAGAGGGAAACAAUAGGGGUUCCUUGCUGAUGAAACAGUUACCGGUACUCAUGAAAGAUAAUUCAUAAAAAUAUCAGUCUCAUCAAGGACAUGGAGGGGGGAGGGGGCUUUAAAAAAAGUUUUUAUUAAACAGACACCUGAAAAAUGGCAAAGGGGGCACCUGUCUUAAAGAAUCUGUAGAAAUAUUCCUGAUAAUUCACAUGACCAUCGAGGCCUAUGGGCAAAAACAAGUAGUUAGAUUGUGCAGUUUGUUUAUAUCGGAUACUUUGUACAGUUUUUUUGAUUGAUGAGGAGACCUACUGGCUUCUGUAUAUUGGUUUUAUGGGUGUGUAUAGUGCAUUAGAAUACAUUGUUUUAAUAUAACCAUCUGACUGUGAUAAUGCUAUCUUUGUCAUUAAAUCAUAAAAUAAUGUGGACACUACUGAUUUUUACCUCUGUAUUGUAAAAUAUCAAACUGAAAUAUUUAUUCUAAUAAAUACCAUUAACUCGUUCAUUUGUAAUUUAAAUAAAUUCUUAGAUCCCUUUCGAAAAAAAAGAUUACUUGUUGAAAAUGGAGCAUUUUUGCUAUAUUACAAUUGCUCGUAAUAAAAUGUGCUUUAUUUCAUAAUAUCGUUUGUAAUAUACCUGUAUUCUUUUGGUAAAUAUAUUGUGUGACAUUAAAUACAUGUAUAAAUUUUUACUGUCUUCACUGGUGUGUGUAACUUGUGCAUAUUUCUGGAGGAAUGCAUAUUUUUAAUCUGCUUUAUUAUGGUAUAUUUUUAUUCACAAUAAUAUAUUCACAUUUAAUACACAAAUUGUAAAUACAGUGUAUAUCUGUUUUUAAUUUUAUUAUUUUGUUAUGAUGGUGUGUUCUUUAUUAUA